AUGGCCGCCACCGCCGCAGCCUCCUCUGCCAAUAAGCGCAAGCCGUCGUUCUCCGACGAGUCGGACUCGGACUCCGAUUCCCCUUCCUCCCCAUCCAAGAAACACUCCGCCACCUCCACCGCAAAGCAGUCCGCCAGCCAGCAGCUCGUCCCCGUUCCCGGUCAGCCAGAUGCGCCCCUCGUCACAAAGCGCACCCUCCAAAACAGAAAGGCACAACGCGAGUUUCGCAAGCGUCGCGAGGCGCGCGUCAGGGAACUCGAAGAGCGAUGCCGCCGCUUCGACCAGAUGGGCCUAGAGGCAAACACUGAGCUCCAGCGACUCGCACGCAACCUCAAGGAGGAGAACGAGGCGCUCAAAUCGCUCAUCGCACGUCUCGGAUUCGCCCACAUGAUCCCCGGCGUGCUCGAGUCCGUCACCGCACACGACCAACACCAUCCCCACCAGAUCCAACACUCGCAACACGCCCCUUCUCACCACCAUCCGCAGUCGUUCGCCCCCCUCGACCUCGGCAUGGAAGCUUGGGCAAGACAGCCCGCACCAGCUUCUUCCAUCUCCGCUCCUCCUCUCCACCAGCUUGGCGCUCCCGUCCCCGCAUCAGCUCUCGACCAAAACAGCGCUGCCACCGCCCCGAACUCCAAGCAGUCCAAGCGAUCGCGCGCCUCCACUUCUACAACCAACACCUCCGCCUCAGCCGCCGUCUCUUCCCUUUCCCACAUGCCCGCAUUCACAGAACUGCUCCCCACCACCGCAGGCAACGUCAACCCCAGCCUGCUCAGCGACACCUCCUCCCACACUUCCAAGCACUCGCUACCGGGCACCACCGCCGCCAUCGCCAUCCCUGCCACCAACAAAUCCACCACCACCGCCAGACCCAUCCACGACAACAGCACCUUUGACAACGAUUGGUUUGCUCAGCUCGCACAGUCCGGUCACGACAAAGACGACGCCGACCUCAACGACAGCGCUACCAAGCUCGAAAAGUCCACCAACAGCAACACGCUCCCCAACGAUCGCACAUCCAUCAACCCCAUCCUCUCCCUCAAUCUCGGCGGCAACAACAACAACAACAAUAACAACGACUCCAAGCCCAACGCAAAGCCAUCCGACGCACUCAACGCCAAUUCGGCGCUCACUGGUUCCGCCAUGCUCGGCGCCAACGCGCGCGACUUUGGCCUCGGCCUUGCUAGUGCCCUAGGCAUCCCAGCCUCCUCCGCACCGGGCUCCAACAUCUUCCCCAUGCCCAUGCCCACCCACCAGAACGGCGCUCUGCUCAACCCCAACCCCAUCCCCUUUGCCUUCAACCUCAGCGACAACAAAGCUCCCGGCGACCAGAGCUGGUGGUCCCAGGUCGCAGGAAGCGUGCUCGAGGGCGACGACAGCGUCCUCGACGAAAAAGCGCAAGCAGUCGCACAGGCUACCGGCACCUCGAACAACGGCGCUCCCUCUCCCUUUGACCUCUCUGCCUUCCUCAACGGCGGCCUCACGCCCGGCGGCGGAUUCACCUUCGGAAGCCAGUCCAACAACGACGCUGACGAUGCCAACGAUCCGCAGAAGAGCAGCUCUGCAAGCAGCGCCACCUUGCCCGACGACGCUGUCAAGCCAAACAACGGCAAGGCUGGCGAGACCCAGUCGUUGACACAGGCAGAGCAUGCGCAGAUGUUCCUUCGCCUCCUCGAGGCAAAGAUGGUCAAGCGCGACCCAAGCCCAUAUGCCCAACUCGGAUUCCAACCGCCUAUGCACCAGCAGCAAUACGCUGCAUCCCACCAAGCCGGUCCGAGCUUCUCCGACGCCAGCUCGUCAUCCUCGGCCUCCUCCUCGUCGAACGACAAGGCCGCGUUCAAGCAAGACGACGACUCGUCGCUCUCGCCCAUCAACGUCUACUCGCGCCUGGCCCAGCAUCCCGCCUUCCUCUCCACCAACGCGAGCGAGCUCGAGGAGCUUGUCGACUCGAUCAGCUCGUCGCAGCACCAACGCCAGCAGUCGCAGUCGCUCUUCCAGUCGCCUUUCAACAAGCGAAGGGCUUCGCCCGCCAAGCCAGCGCCGGCGCUUUACCCUCCGUCCGCAUCCGGUCUCACCCCGAGCAUCUACGGGCCCAACGGCGCAGCUGCGCUUGCCAGCCGCUCGUCGUCCUCGGCCAGCUCGCAUGGCGGCAAGGAGCUCGAGGUAGACGAGAAUGCAGUCACCAAGAUGCUUGGCUUGCUUGACCGCAAGACCUCGCGCGAAGCUGCGACCGCCGGUGGCGGCGGUAUCGGCUUCUGA
Moesziomyces antarcticus is the source of this 2259-nucleotide messenger RNA. RefSeq lists its product as uncharacterized. Lineage: Eukaryota; Fungi; Basidiomycota; Ustilaginomycetes; Ustilaginales; Ustilaginaceae. The transcript has a single exon. Gene Ontology annotation, biological process: regulation of DNA-templated transcription. Gene Ontology annotation, molecular function: DNA-binding transcription factor activity. The coding region runs from base 1 to 2259 and encodes 752 amino acids. The record is from RefSeq and is a predicted model, not a curated record.